Molecule: messenger RNA, 1608 nt
Organism: Gasterosteus aculeatus aculeatus (three-spined stickleback)
Lineage: Eukaryota; Metazoa; Chordata; Actinopteri; Perciformes; Gasterosteidae
Gene: anxa3b
Product: annexin A3b
Cellular component (GO): vesicle membrane; nucleus; plasma membrane
Molecular function (GO): phosphatidylserine binding; phospholipase inhibitor activity; calcium ion binding
Source: RefSeq, a predicted model, not a curated record
ACGCAGCUGAAACAGAUCAACAACCCCCUCUGUUAUUAGUGCAAUUGAAUCCAUGGCGCACCCUGAUAAAAGAUUGUCCCUUUAUUUGUAUUUCUUUGAGCAGUGUAGUUGGUGCUGUGUGUCAGCGAGGAGGAGUUUGCCUCAGUGAUUCUACUUCCUCUUGCCACUAAUGGGCGUUGCCUGUUCCGCUUCGGGAGAAAGGUGUGGCGAGUUCUGGAUACUGUGAAACUCCUCGUGACAUCAAGCUUCUUCUCCUUCUGAGUUAAAGACCUCAACCACCGCAAUGUCUGUUUGGGAUGACUUGGACCUGCUCUUAGACUCCCCCUCCUCACUGACCGUCACAUCCAACACCAAAGGGACCAUGAAGGACAAGGCCAACUUCAAGGUGGAAGAGGAUGUGUCUGCACUAAGGAAAGCCAUAGAGGGCCUCGGCACGACAGAAAAGACACUGGUCGAGGUGUUGACCCAAAGGAGUAACGCUCAGCGUCAGCUUAUUGCUCAGGCCUAUGAGAAGGCCACAGGCCGGAAACUAGUCGCUGACCUGAAGGGCGACACCCACGGUGACUUUGAGGACGUGUUGGUUGCCUUGGUAACCCCUCCCGGCGCCUACGACUCCCAGGAAGUCAUCCGAGCCAUCAAGGGAGCGGGAACUACCGAGAGCACGCUGACGGAAAUCUUUGCCUCGAGAUCCAACGGCCAGAUCAAAGCCUUAUCUGACGCAUACCUGGCAGAAACUGGAAAAUCGGUGGUUCGUGAUCUUCAGUCGGAGGUAUCUGGAGAUUACGGCAAAGCGCUGCUCAUCUUGGCCGAGGGGAAAAGAGACGAGAGCACCAAUGUGGAUGCUGCCAAAGCUAAAGCCGACGCUAAGGCGCUGUAUGAAGCGGGGGAGAAGAAGUGGGGAACCGACGAGGCAAAGUUUAUUGACAUCUUGUGCCACAGGAGCGUUCCGCAGCUUCGUCAGACUCUGGUAGAGUACAAGACUAUUAGUAAGAAGACUCUUCAGGAGAGCAUUGAGGGUGAGAUGUCUGGAGCGCUGGAGGAUCUGCUGGUGGCUGUCGUUAAGUGUGUGAAGAAUGUUCCUGCCUACCUGGCUGAGCGGAUUUUCAAAAGCAUGAAGGGUGCGGGGACCGACGAGUCCACUCUGACCAGGAUACUGGUGAGUCGCUCAGAGAUCGACCUGCUGGACAUCAGGGCGGAAUAUAAGAAGCUGUUUGGAUUCACGCUCUACUCCCAGCUAGAGGGUGAAGUGUCGGGCAGCUACGGGGAAGUCCUCAAGCGUCUCUGUGGCCAAGACGGCUAACUGCUUCCAACUCCAGUGAAGAAUUGAAGCAAAGCUUCCUAAUAGCACACGUAGUUUAGAACUAACCUUCUAGGAAUGCGGUAACGUUCCACCUGACUGCGCUGUGCAGACGGAUUAACAUUUAAGUGCACAUCCAGAUGUGGUUGAGUGUCUUAUUUGAGGUUAAACUGACAACUGUAAAAUCCACAUUUAUAUUCAAGCAGUAACACCAACAGCAGGAUUUCAUGUUAAAUAAAAAUAAUGUAUUCUAUUUGUUUGUGGAAUGAGGAAUUCAAGACAUGUUUAUAUAAUAAAAACGUUUUAUUUCA